AGCAUGCUAACCCUACACUUUCAUCCUUUGCAGGUUUUCAAGUUAAUUAAUCAUUUACAACAAAAUUGACAAGAAUUGAGGUUAUUGUUAUUUUGGCCUAAAAUUAAAAAGACCGAGAAUGUCAGCGACCCUUGAUGAGUUCAUUACCCUAACACCACUGACUUGUGUGCAACAGGUCAACGCUGUACUGACUGCAGCGUCGCCAAGGCCGAGAGGCUUUAAGGUGUUCUACACCUUGUUCGGGGUGUACUGCGGAGUACUCGCAUAUCGGGCAUAUAGAACCUACUGCAAACGGAGCGCAGUUACAGAUGCACAGGCAGCGAAUGUAACUAUUCCGGCGGUCAACGAAGUGGCGGCUGCCAGUCCUGUGAAUGGGCAGCUUGCGCCUAAUCCUUCGCCCAUCCUCUUGCAGCCCGCUGACGCAUCCAACACCGACAUGAGCUGGCGCUAUGGCCCUCCGACAGCAUCCGAACUCAAACUCGGAUACGAGAGUGGUGACGACGAGGAAAAGUCUGUUUGUAAAAGCAAUGGAGAGCCUGAGGUCCCCACCGUGUCAGUUGGCACAUCCACAGUGGGGAAAAGUGAGCAGGAGGACAAAAUCGAGGGAGAAUCUCCCAAUGCAACCACCUUUUCGGUCUGAGUCGAUAGUUAAGAAACCUAUCGUUUGGCUUUAAAUUAAAGACGCAAAUUUCUUUUUUU
Messenger RNA from Drosophila kikkawai, 699 nucleotides. RefSeq lists its product as uncharacterized. NCBI's taxonomy places the organism in Eukaryota, Metazoa, Arthropoda, Insecta, Diptera, Drosophilidae. The record is from RefSeq and is a predicted model, not a curated record.